GCGAGGGAGGCAGAGGAGAGGAGGAAGAAGAAGAUCGAGGGGAAGGAGUUCUUCUGCGUCCGACCCAUCGAUCGUUAGCAGGGAGCCAGCCAGCCAACUGAUCUUUGCGCCACCAAGGCUGGGGUGUCGGGGCCGAAAGGAGUGGAAAAGGUUGGCGUUGUGUGACUUCUUUUUCCCUCGGCAGGAUUCCGCGAAGUUAAGGGAACGGGAGGGUGCAGCGGCGACAGGAAUCGAUCUUAGGAGAGCUGCGAGCAGCAGUGUCUUUGGGUCUGUUUGGGGCUUUAGAGGUGAAAGCGAGCGAGGAUUGAUUGAUCGCGGCGAGGAGGAGGAGAGGCAAGGAAGGCAGCGAAGACAGAAAGAAGAGGAGCAGCAGGCGGGGUGGGAUGAAUCCUUCCGGGAUGGGAUGGGCGUGAAGGAGGAGACAGUACGAGGAGGUGGAGAAGAGCGAGGAAGGAGAAAUUUGUGGGAAGGAAGAAGGUGGUCGCGGGGCACAGACGUUGUAGGGUUGAGAUUGAAUAGCGGGAGGGCCUCGCAGGGGCGGGGCGGGAGCUAGGAGGAGGAGGAGACGACGUGUUAUUGCUGUCAGAUCCGAGGGCAAGUUUCAGCCAGGUGCAAUGGAGGGGUUCUAUGGGGAGGAUGCGGUCAUAGGAGGAGGUGGACCGGCAGCGAAAUGGAGAGACAAUAUGUCUCGGAAGUUCCAGUAUUACCUGGACAAGUCGACACCCCAUCCAGUGGCCCGUUGGAUUGGUUCAUUGGUAGCCGCCGCGCUAUAUUGCCUCCGGGUCUACUAUGUUAAGGGUUUCUACAUCGUGACAUACGGCCUGGGCAUCUACAUUCUGAACUUGCUCAUAGGGUUUCUGUCUCCACAAGUUGAUCCGGAGAGCGAAGGGCCUGCUCUUCCUACAAGGGGCAGCGAUGAAUUCAAGCCUUUCAUACGUCGACUCCCCGAAUUCAAAUUCUGGUAUGCCCUGACAAAGGCGUUCGUCGUGGCGUUUUGUUUGACCUUCUUCUCGAUUUUUGAUGUCCCUGUGUUUUGGCCCAUUCUGCUUCUCUACUGGAUUGUGCUAUUUGUUCUUACAAUGAAGCGACAAAUAAAGCACAUGAUAAAGUACAAAUACAUCCCAUUCUCGCUAGGCAAAACGCGCUACUCUGGGAAAAAGCCCGCUCCGACUGACAAGGCAAGCUCUUCCAGAGACUAAGGGACUGCAAGGCAGUUGUACCUGACUCGGUCGGGGAGGAGACAGAAGCGUUGAAACCCCCAAGUAAUUCUGCUGUUGUUGAAGCGGAGUCUGUCUGAGAACGUAGAAGUAGCAGCUACUACCUUGUAGGUCUUUGUAGGGCAUGUACUCAAGCCCUGUACAUUGGCUCUCUAGCUCAGGGUUGAACCGGUACCUUAAUUGCUCAUGGAAGGGAGUAGCAUCACUGAUCUCAUAUACGUAUCCUGCUCUACGAACCGUGUAAAGGUCUGCACAUGAGCUUUACAAAGGGUUGUCAUUUAUGAGUUGCAUCCAAUGUGAUAAUGGAGAACGAAUGUUUAAGGCGUGCGGGAAGCUGUCAUAGAAUAUAAGGGUAUACAUCGGGAAAGAGCAAGAUAUUAAAUGCAAUUCGACUGCAGGAUGUGGUUUAUAUAUGAAAGGUAGGUGAAGGAUCUACUGUGAGACUUGAGCACUCGUACCAUUUCGAGAUUUCGCACGUAGUAGUGAAAUUCGCGGGGAAAAGUCUCGCGUGUGCUAUAAAAAUUUGGGUGUUGGGGGUUUCGUCCAAUAAUGGGAUUCUUUGCGGU
Marchantia polymorpha subsp. ruderalis is the source of this 1783-nucleotide messenger RNA. The record is from the annotation of a GenBank genome assembly. Lineage: Eukaryota; Viridiplantae; Streptophyta; Marchantiopsida; Marchantiales; Marchantiaceae.